Ophidiomyces ophidiicola is the source of this 711-nucleotide messenger RNA. RefSeq lists its product as uncharacterized. The transcript has 2 exons. Lineage: Eukaryota; Fungi; Ascomycota; Eurotiomycetes; Onygenales; Onygenaceae. The record is from RefSeq and is a predicted model, not a curated record. The coding region runs from base 1 to 711 and encodes 236 amino acids.
AUGUCAGGCCGGUCCUCCUUCCAAGGCGCACACGCUCCAUCAACCGCAUCUGACGAGGAUGAAUCGACUUACAUACAAAAAACGAACACCCUGCAGUGGGUUCGUAUUGGUUUAUGCGGACUGAUUGUGAUCUUGGCCCUCACCGUGAUUGGAACUGAAGGCCAUGCUUUACAGUAUUAUAACAGAACAGUUCAAUAUGAGAAGGUUUAUCUGUCGUUAUGGCCCCAGUAUUUAGAUCUACGGCCUACAAUUGCCCUCAUUGUAUGUGGAAUCAUCCUUGCGCUGCAGGGAAUGGCGUUCCUGACUGCUGCUUUGUCACCAUCGCCGCGAUCUCGAAUAUUCUUCCUCAAUUCGUUAACGACCGCAGUCUCAGCUGUGGGCUUCUUCGCUUCCCUCAUUGCUGUCACACUCAGCCUCGUGUACACCAACCCUCACAGCGAUAACGGCACAUAUGAAGGCGAAACAAUUCAUUCGUGGACAUGCACCUGGGGCAUCAAGGGCGGCCGGGACGCACGCGGCGAGAAAAUAGAUCCUGUCAAGAAUUUCCCCCGACUGUGCUCGGAAACUCGUGCGUCAUUCGCCCUCAUGUGCACCUUGCUUCUCCUUCAAUUUGCCCUUUGUAUCUCGGCCGGAGUAGGCUGGAAGCUGGAGAUCGGUAUGAAAAGAAAGAGAAACGAGAGUGCUCUCCAAUCGGAUAAGCAGAGUGUGUAG